Messenger RNA from Salvelinus sp. IW2-2015, 2436 nucleotides. NCBI's taxonomy places the organism in Eukaryota, Metazoa, Chordata, Actinopteri, Salmoniformes, Salmonidae. The record is from RefSeq and is a predicted model, not a curated record.
UUUCGAAAAGGAACUCACUGGCAGUUGCAGUAUGCUGUGUUUGUGUUCUUCAUAGGAAAACAGUAGUGCCAUGGAGGAAUUUCAGGUGAUCGUCCAUACCUUACCAGCCCCCACCUCUGGAACAUACAGCAUCCUACGGCUCACUCUGAUUGGCUCAGAGGGUGGCGAAACCCCGCCCAUCUCAGUGAACGCUGGGGCCAACCAGCACCGCCUCCUACCUGGAUCAGCCUGUGUGGUCAGAGUGUGGUCAGAGGUGGCACUGGGUCGAGUAGUUCUGGUCCGGCUACGGUUGGAGGCUCGGACGGGUUUCCCGGACCUGGACUGGCACUGCAGGGGGGUGGAGGUCCGGAGGCUGUGUGASAGACAGGAGGAAGGGGCGGGGCUACAGCACCAAGGGGCAGAGCACUUCCCUUGUAGCAGGUGGCUCCGGUCUGUAGAUGGUGACGUGGAGCUACGGAAUGGAGACAUGUGUCUGUUGAACUCAGAGACUGUGCAAACACUGAAGGACCACAGACUCAAAGAUCUGCACACUAAACAGCAGCACAUCAGGUGGAGGACGUUUGCUGAGGGGGUCCCUCACUGUGUGGACAUGACCAGUCUGAAGGAACUGGGACCAAACCUCAGCUACACACGCCAGAGCCCAGGCAUCAAUCUGCAGUAUCUAAGGGGUUUUGCUGAGAGAGCUGAAUCCUGGAGUAGCUUUACUGAGCUGGAGACCAUGUUCAGCCACAAUGGGAGCCAGAAUACUGUCGCUAAGUAUGUGCAGGCCCAUUGGGCUGAGGACUGGUUCUUUGGCUACCAGUGUUUGAACGGCUGUAACCCUCUCAUGGUGCGACAGACACGCCUCCUCCCUCCCAACCUGUCAAUCAACUCUGACAUUCUCUGCCCCUUCCUUCCUGACGGAUCCUCACUGGAACAGGAGCUAGAGAGAGGGUCUAUUUUCCUGCUGGACUACGAGAUGUUGGAAGGUGUCCCGGCCAACGUAAUCAAUGGGAAGCAGCAGUUUCUCGCCGCCCCGCUAGUCCUUCUGCACCUCAACCAGCAGGGGGAGCUCAAACCCAUCGCCAUCCAACUGCAGCAGGCCCCUGGUCCUCAGAACCCAGUGUUCCUGCCCUCUGACCCUGGCCCUGAUUGGCUGUUGGCUAAGACCUGGGUGCGCUGCUCAGACUUCCAGUGCCACCAGCUUUCCUCUCACUUCCUCAGAACCCACCUGCUGGGAGAGGUGUGUUGCACUGCCACCCUCAGGCAGCUGCCAGAAGUACACCCUCUACACCAGUUGUUGAUGCCUCACAUAAAAACCACACUACAGAUCAACAUCCAAGCCAGGGCCUCUCUACUGGCUGCCAACGGAGUGUUUGACAAGAACGUAGGCUGUGGUCUGGAGGCGUUGCCUGUACUGUUGUCUCGAGCCACAGAGCGUCUGCGUUACCGCUCCCUGUGUGUCCCUGAUGACCUGGCAGACAGAGGGAUACACACACUCAAACACUGCUACUAUGCACAUGACGCACUGCGAGUGUGGAACGCACUGCACAGAUUUGUGAGUGGCUGGGUGGAUAUGUAUUACCUUGGAGACCAGGAUGUGGAGCAGGACUCUGAGCUGCAGAGCUGGAUCACUGAGAUCUACACACAUGGCUUCCUACAGCUCCCUCACUCAGGUUGCCCACAGUCAUUCCAAACCAAACCAGAACUCUCUCAGUUUGUUACCAUGGUUAUAUACUGCUGCUCUGCGCUGCACGCUGCUGUCAACUUCUCUCAGGUGGAUUUUGACCUGUGGAUGCCCAACUGCCCAGCCUCCAUGAUGCACCCCCCUCCCCAGACCAAAGGCAUGUUGACGGAAGACGAGAUUCUCUCCAUCCUCCCGGACGUCAACUCCACCUGCAACCUCCUCAUCACUCUGUUCCUACUGUCCCAGCCCGCUGCCGACUACGUGCCUCUGUGUCAGUAUCGUGAGCCUGUGUUCAGCAGUGGCGCUCCUCACAGGCUGGUGGAGAAGGUGCAGGCCGAGCUCAGGGCCAUUUCUGAUGAGAUCACAGACAGGAACAAGAAGCUGGAGCUGCCCUACGACUACAUGUCCCCCGACCGCAUCGAGAACAGUGUGGCCAUCUGAGCUGCUGUGAAUACACCCACACAGACACGCAUGCACACACGUUAUGUUCUAUCCUCGUAGGGACCUAAAAUUAAUUUCCAUUCAAAGUCCUAUUUUCCCUAACCCUCCAUUUAAAAUAGCCUUUGUCCUCGUGAUUUUAGGUCCCCACAAGGAUAGAAGAACCAACCAAUCCACACAUGCACACACGGACCCCAAGGCGCGCACACACACUUCCAGCCACAUGCACAAACAUAAAUGACAGCUUAAGGUUAAAAAAAAGUGUUAAAACCUGCUCUAUAAUGAUUUAACUCUAUUAACCACAAUGUUUCUUCAGUUUCUAUGAAUCACGC